This is a messenger RNA of Myotis lucifugus (little brown bat), 1545 nucleotides long. RefSeq names its product RAR related orphan receptor B (gene RORB). Gene Ontology annotation, cellular component: nucleus. Gene Ontology annotation, molecular function: nuclear receptor activity; RNA polymerase II cis-regulatory region sequence-specific DNA binding; zinc ion binding. NCBI's taxonomy places the organism in Eukaryota, Metazoa, Chordata, Mammalia, Chiroptera, Vespertilionidae. The record is from RefSeq and is a predicted model, not a curated record. Gene Ontology annotation, biological process: regulation of transcription by RNA polymerase II.
AUGAAAGGUGAACUCUCUCCUCAGUUUCCUUAUCACACCAUCAUUGCAACAGGUGAUGAGGUCCAAGCCAGCAAAUCCUCCCUAGAUGCUCAGUUUGAAACCAUGACAGAUAGCAUGUCAGCAGAUCUGUAUGCACUGCAAGGCAAUUGUACUGGAGACUAUGGCUGGUAUAGUGCACAAAUUGAAGUGAUACCAUGCAAAAUUUGUGGCGAUAUCUCCGGGAUCCACUACGGAGUCAUCACGUGUGAAGGCUGCAAGGGAUUCUUUAGGAGGAGCCAGCAGAACAAUGCCUCUUACUCCUGCCCAAGGCAGAGAAACUGUUUAAUUGACAGAACCAACAGAAACCGUUGCCAACACUGCCGACUGCAGAAGUGUCUUGCCCUAGGAAUGUCAAGAGAUGCUGUGAAGUUUGGGAGGAUGUCCAAGAAGCAGAGGGACAGCCUGUAUGCCGAAGUGCAGAAGCACCAGCAGCGGCUGCAGGAGCAGCGGCAGCAGCAGAGCGGGGAGGCGGAAGCCCUCGCCAGGGUGUAUGGCAGCAGCAUCAGCAACAGCCUCAGCAACCUGAACAAUGAGGCCGGCGGCACUUACGCCAAUGGACAUGUCAUUGACCUGCCCAAAUCCGAGGGUUAUUACAACGUGGAUUCCGGCCAGCCGUCCCCUGAUCAGUCAGGACUUGACAUGACUGGGAUCAAACAAAUCAAGCAAGAACCCAUCUAUGACCUCACAUCCGUAUCCAACUUGUUUACCUAUAGCUCUUUCAACAACGGGCAGCUAGCACCAGGGAUAACAAUGACUGAAAUCGAUCGAAUUGCACAGAACAUCAUUAAGUCCCACUUGGAGACAUGUCAAUACACCAUGGAGGAGCUACACCAGCUGGCGUGGCAGACCCACACCUAUGAAGAAAUUAAAGCGUAUCAAAGCAAGUCCAGGGAAGCACUAUGGCAGCAAUGUGCCAUCCAGAUCACUCACGCCAUCCAGUACGUGGUAGAGUUUGCAAAGCGGAUAACAGGCUUCAUGGAACUCUGUCAAAACGAUCAGAUUCUACUUCUGAAGUCAGGUUGCUUAGAAGUGGUUUUAGUGAGAAUGUGCCGUGCCUUCAACCCAUUAAACAACACUGUUCUGUUUGAAGGAAAAUAUGGAGGAAUGCAAAUGUUCAAAGCCUUAGGUUCUGAUGACCUAGUGAAUGAAGCAUUUGACUUUGCAAAGAAUCUGUGCUCCUUGCAGCUGACUGAGGAGGAGAUUGCUUUGUUCUCAUCUGCUGUUCUGAUAUCUCCAGACCGAGCCUGGCUGAUAGAACCAAGGAAGGUCCAGAAGCUUCAGGAAAAGAUUUAUUUUGCACUUCAACAUGUGAUUCAGAAGAACCACCUGGAUGAUGAGACCUUGGCAAAGUUAAUAGCCAAGAUACCGACCAUCACGGCGGUUUGCAACUUGCACGGGGAGAAGCUGCAGGUAUUUAAGCAAUCGCAUCCAGACAUAGUGAAUACACUCUUUCCUCCGUUAUACAAGGAGCUCUUUAAUCCUGACUGUGCCACCGUCUGCAAAUGA